AUGAAGCUGAUGCGCAGUCUUUGGGUGCUCGGAGCCGUUGCCGUGGCCGGUGCCGGGGCCUUCCCGGCCGCGGGACCGGAUACCACUGCGGACUCUCCCGAACUGGAAGGUCGGGACAUCCUAUCGACCACGGUAGACACGCCGGCCGGGACCAUUGUCGGGGCUCGUCUCCUAGGCGUCGACUCCUUCCGCGGCAUCCCCUACGCCGAGUCCCCCGCCGGUAAGCAGCGGCUCAAGCCGCCCAAGCGCCUCCAGACCAAGCUUGACAACUUUGACGCCAAGGGCAUCGCGCCCAGCUGUCCGCAGAUGCUCCUGUCCAGCUCGUCCGACGACAUCAUAUCCAAGAUCGGGUCGUUUGCGCUGCAGCUGCCCCUCUUCAAGCCCCUGACCGACCCGAUCCAGGGCCAGGAGGAUUGCCUCAGCGUGACGGUGCAGCGGCCGUCAGACGCCAAGGAGGGCGACGACCUCCCGGUUCUGUACUGGAUGUAUGGCGGGGCUUUUGAGCUGGGCAGCACAAACGUCUACGACGCCGCCUCGAUGCUGAGGCAGGCCAGCCGUCAGGGCCAGCCCUUCAUCUUCGUGGCCGUCAACUACCGCGUCGCCGGCUGGGGCUUCCUCCCCGGAGCCGAGGUCCUCGCCGACGGCAGCGCCAACCUCGGCCUGCUGGAUCAGCGCAUGGGCCUCGAGUGGGUGGCUGACAACAUCGCUUCGUUCGGCGGCGACCCGACAAAGGUCACCAUCUGGGGCGAGUCGGCCGGCUCCAUCUCCGUCUUCGACCAGAUGGCCCUGUACGGCGGCGACGUCAGCUACAAGGGCAAGCCCCUCUUCCGCGGUGCCAUCAUGAACUCGGGCAGCAUAAUCCCCGCCGAGCCCGUCGACGGCCCCAAGGGCCAGGCCGUGUACGACACCGUAGUCGAGGCGGCCGGGUGCUCCGGCGCAGACGACACCCUCGAGUGUCUGCGAGACGUCGACUACGACACCCUCAUGGACGCCAUCAACACGCUCCCUGCCUUCAUCGGCUACUCGUCCGUCGCCCUGUCCUUCCUGCCCCGACCGGACGGCCGCGUGCUGCCCGACAGCCCCGACGUGCUCGCCAGCUCGGGGCGCUACCACGCCGUUCCCAUGAUCAUCGGCGACCAGGAGGACGAGGGCACCAUCCUGUCCCUGUUCCAGUCCAACACCACCAAGACCGACGAGGACAUCGUCGACUACCUGUCCACGAAUUACUUCCACGGCGCCAGCGACGAGACCCUCACGGCGCUGGUCAGCUCCUACGAGGACACCAAGGCUAUGGGCAGCCCCUUCCGCACCGGAAUUCUCAACGAGCUGUACCCCGGAUUCAAGCGUCUCGCCGCCAUAUUGGGCGAUCUCGUCUUCACCCUCACCCGUCGCUAUUUCCUCGACCUCGCCACCAGCGCGAACCCCGAAACCCCUGCCUGGUCGUACCUCGCCUCGUACUACCACAACACGCCCGUCAUCGGGACCUGUCACGCGUCCGACAUCGCUCAGUUUUUCUUCAACGCCAUCCCCGACCCCGCCGGCAUGGCUCACCGCACCUACUACUACAACUUCAUCAACAAUCUCGACCCCAACGUCGGCAACGAUGACCACCCCCACUGGCCCCAGUGGUCCGAGAACCGAGAGCUCCUGUGGUUCGAGAACCUGGUCAAGGUCGGUUAUCUGGAUGACGAUUUCAGGGAAGACUCGGCCCGCAUCAUUUCUGAGAAUGCGGCCGAACUGCAUAUUUGA
Molecule: messenger RNA, 1749 nt
Organism: Geosmithia morbida
Lineage: Eukaryota; Fungi; Ascomycota; Sordariomycetes; Hypocreales; Bionectriaceae
Product: Carboxylesterase type B
Exons: 1
Coding region: 1-1749 (582 amino acids)
Source: RefSeq, a predicted model, not a curated record